AUGUUUAGCAUUUUUCGUCUUAUAAAUUCACAUUAUGGUUCGCGUGCUAUGAAGAUCGCAAGAGACCUUGAAAGGAAGUCCUAUAGCAUUGCCAAACAGAAGGAGCAUUUGUCAUUCAACCACGAGUUAAAGAACGCCAAGGUAUUACCCAAAAGUCUCCGAUUUACGCCACCGGUUGUUUGCAGAGAAGGUACAGAUAUAAUGUCAAAAGCGGGUUGGAGCUUCCUGAGACUUCGCAUUCAACACAGCCAUCACAAGAUCAAACGGAAACAGGAUGAGUAUCACGACAAUUUAAACAUUUUAUCAAACAUUUUAUCACCAGAACAUUUGAAAGACCUCCAAGAUGUCGUUAAGUAUAACUCGGACAAAAUGAAAGACACUAUUAAGACCAAGCAUGAACAAAAACUUAAUUCAUUAGGUGUAAUCAAAAAUACCGAAGCAUAUGUUGAUAAAUCGAGAUGGGUAAUUAACUUAUCUACAAGACAACUGAACACACAGGAAACGCAGAUACUUGAAAACGGUUUGAAUUAUGCCAUUACACCUAAACGUAUUCCCGUUCCGAAGAUUAUUGCCAGCAUUGAAUCAGGCAUUUACCAUUUAAGUGAAGAAAGCAAAGCCACUAUACGAGCAUCUGUCGUUAAUACCUUAAGAAAUACUGAGGCGUUAAGGACAACUAACAUGUCUAAACAACAAAGUCAUGCUUUAAGAAAUUUGAAGAAAGACAAAGAUAUUACUAUUGUUCCAGCUGACAAAGGGAGAGCGAUUGUUGUAAUGAAUACUGAUGAUUACGAUAGGAAAAUUUCUGAUUUAUUACUUGAUAAAAAGACUUACUUAAGAAUUACAGAUAGACGUAGAAACCCUACCAGCAAAGUUGAACAAGAUCUUAACAAACUUCUACGAGAUAUUAAGUCGGAAAGGUCGCAUAACGAUAACAAUUUACCACAGAUUAAUGAGAAACUUUAUGACCAUUUACAUAGUUCAAGCGCAUCACCGGCAACGUUUAUGGUUUACCUAAGAUUCAUAAGCCAGACAUACCGCUUCGUCCGAUUACCAGCUCUAUUUCAUUUCCUACGUACAAUCUUUCAAAACACUUAG
Molecule: messenger RNA, 1095 nt
Organism: Paramuricea clavata
Lineage: Eukaryota; Metazoa; Cnidaria; Anthozoa; Malacalcyonacea; Plexauridae
Source: the annotation of a GenBank genome assembly